AUGUCAGACACGGAGAUGGAUGGGCGAUGGGCUGGGGCGCAGCGCCUGCUGUCAAACACAAAGGUCUCGGAUGUGUGCAAGACGGGGCAGAAGAUCGUGCUGCUGGAGCACAAUCAGACGAUAGGCGACGCCCUGAAGACGCUAGCGAAGAACGGCAUCCUUAGUGCUCCAAUGGUCAUCUCGCCAGACAUAGAGGAGGUGCAGGGAGGAUCGAUGAGCCCACAGCUGCUGGGCUGGAUCGACGUGGCCGAUGUGUUGCGCGGCUUCCUGCAGCACCUGCAGGAGGCGGGGCACGAGCUGCCCACCCAGAUGCUGAAGCUCAUGACUCUGCUAGAAAAGGAAGGGCCGGUGUUCAGCGACCGGCUGCUGGUCACAAUCAGGGGCGUGGAGGACCGCGGGCUGGUGUACCAGGCUGAGGGCGGCACCACCUCGUUGCUGGACGCCAUCCGCAACCUCUUCCUGCGGCCCGUGGUGCACCGGCUGGCGGUGUUUGAGGCGCACGGCGAGAUCACAAACAUCGUCAGCCAGACAGAUGUGAUGCGCUUCCUGCUGUCCCGCGUGGAUGAGCUGGGCCCGGUGGCCAACCAGAGCUUGGAGGAGCUUGGCAUGCUGACAGGCAAGCCGCCGGUGCUGUCUGUGAACCCACACCUGCCCGCCCUGCUGGCCUACGCACAGUUCGCAGCUCAGCAGGUGUCUGGCGCCCCGGUGGUGACUGACAGCGGCGAGCUGAUCGCCAACCUGUCCAUCUCAGACAUCAGGGCCAUCACCGCGGAGCAGUUUGGCGCGCUGGCGCUGCCCGUGGCCGAGUUUUUGGCUGUGCAGCACGGUACCGCGUACCUGGGGUACAGCGCCACCACCAGCGAGCACGCGCGCCACCCCUUCUUCGCCUCGGCCAACCGCUCGGGCGGGCCCGCCAAGGGCGACAUCCAGCUGUUCACGGCCCGCAGGGACACCACGCUGGCGCAGCUGCUGCAGAAGAUUGUGGGCGAGCACAUCCACCGCGUUUAUGUGGUGGACAGCGACGAGGCGCCGCGCGUGCAGGCCGUCAUCACGCCGACAGACAUCCUGCGCCUGGUGGCAGGCGUGUACUGA
Molecule: messenger RNA, 1092 nt
Organism: Chlorella variabilis
Lineage: Eukaryota; Viridiplantae; Chlorophyta; Trebouxiophyceae; Chlorellales; Chlorellaceae
Exons: 9
Coding region: 1-1092 (363 amino acids)
Source: RefSeq, a predicted model, not a curated record